UGUGGAAGUCAUGAUUAUAGACAAGGAGUGAGAGUGAUCAAUGACGACAGCGUUGGCGACCGACGGACGAAGCUUUAUCAGGUGAGGGGAGGGAAGCAAGUCAGAUGAGGCGACGCGAUAACGAACAGCAGGCGUCGGCUGCCAAGAUGGGCGGAAUCAGUCGACGCUUAAGUCGAGUGCUUACAGGAACCAGAGCAUGUCAGCUGCUGUUCCUGACCGCGUCUAAGUCUUGCGACCGACGAAAAUCCCUUACCGGUUGGUUGAUGGUACACGGGUGGGUGAUUUGGGUGGAUGAGGCUGAUCCCGUCACGGUUGGAAUUCCUCGGUUGGAUCGGCCUAAGGAGUUACUCAAACAAUGCUUAGCUAUCCCCGUCCAGUACACUUAGGCCACAUCUUUCUACCGUCAUACGCUCGACAUGAACUCGAGUCCUCUUGAAUCUUAGGACAGAAACAAUUGUCGACUAAUUUCGCAAAAGUGAACCCUGAAUUCUGAAACUAGAAUGCCAUAAAUACUGACGGUCUACGGUGUACGUAUAGUUGUCGGAAAGACCGGACUAUAACG
This is a messenger RNA of Aspergillus aculeatinus CBS 121060, 562 nucleotides long. RefSeq lists its product as uncharacterized. NCBI's taxonomy places the organism in Eukaryota, Fungi, Ascomycota, Eurotiomycetes, Eurotiales, Aspergillaceae. The record is from RefSeq and is a predicted model, not a curated record. Bases 105 to 386 code for a protein of 93 amino acids. The transcript has a single exon.